Messenger RNA from Diprion similis, 2599 nucleotides. Its product is annotated as oxidative stress-induced growth inhibitor 1-like. NCBI's taxonomy places the organism in Eukaryota, Metazoa, Arthropoda, Insecta, Hymenoptera, Diprionidae. The coding region runs from base 292 to 1974 and encodes 560 amino acids. The transcript has 7 exons. Gene Ontology annotation, molecular function: oxidoreductase activity. The record is from RefSeq and is a predicted model, not a curated record.
UAAAUAUCAUACUAAUACAUCGUAUAUUUUUCUCUGAAAAUAUAUAGAGAUUUUUUAAAGAACAUAAAAAAAAGGUAUUAAAAAUACUAUUUUAAUACUAUUGUUAAACAUAUAACUAUACUUCUCUAGCAACCGCUUCACUGCAAAAGCUGUGAACAUAUAGAUAAUACGGAAAUCCGGAAGACUGAUUUACAUGCAUUAAUAUUUAUAUACACACACGAUAUAUAUAUAUAUAUAUACAUACAUAUACGUAAACGUCAAGAUAAAUUUUCUUCGUAAAUCUUCGGUACAAUGUUCGAGCAUCAUUGUCAGCACACGGAACAUCUUGCAGAAAAUGACAUCCAUUACAAAGAUGUCGUCAUCGUAGGGAAUGGACCGAGCGGUAUUUGCCUUUCGUACAUGCUGGCUGGAAAUUGGCCCUAUUACACAGGGGAACCACAUCCAGGUGAUGAAAUGCUGACCGCACGACUUGCUAAUGGAACUAGUAGUGGCUUAGCAUGUAACACUCGAUGGGGCCUUGAGACUCUUUCGCUGGGCUUGGAGGGCAGAAAUGGUGGAAGACCGCUGCCACUUUUGAUAGAUCACUUGCAACAUCCAUGCACAGACGCAGGCCUUGAUCUACCACCACUGCUGACAUGGCUUUCUCCUGGCACAGAAAGUGGCGAAGAAGACCACAAAGUAUUUGAUCAUGUUGUCCUGGGCAAAGGCGCACCUGGCGGAGCGUGGCAGGCAAUGGAUCCUAACGUCUUAACAAUCAGCCUCAGCCGGUGGAUGUCCUUACCCGGUCUCGAUAUCAAGACUUGGGAGACGAUGGUCGACGCAGAGCAGCGAGAAGUGCACGAUCAUAGUUUAACGUCAACAGGAACAGGCGAUCAAAUUCCAAAUCCAUUCCUCACUCAAGAGAAGCUUAGCAGCUAUAAAGGACUUGGGCGAGUGCUAGUUGGUACGGUGGCUAGAUACUUCAGGGAUUACGUGAGGAUACAGAAGCUCGAAAAGUACUUUCGAUGUGGGACCACAGUGACUUCUAUAAGGCCUGUAAAUUAUGAGAAAGAUGUCGAUGCAGAGAACGACACAUCAGAUUAUAAAUGGAUAGUACGAGGUGUAGAAAACGAGAGUGGUAAACAAUUUGAGUACCGUGCUAAGAGGGUAGUUCUGGCAACAGGUGCAUCUGACCACUCGAAUCGCUUGGGAUUACCUGGUGAAGAUUCCAACUCCAACUGGCUAACCCACGACUUGAAUGACCUAGAAACAAAGCUCGAUUAUACAGCCGCACAACAAUGUAGAGACAGAUUAGCAGAUCCUGUCCUGAUCGUUGGAGCUGGUCUGAGCGCUGCGGACGCUGUGACCGCCGCUCGUUUCCGAGGUAUUCCUGUUCUUCACGCUUUUCGUCACAACAACAACAAUACAGAAUACUGGUCCAACAAUAAUGACAAGAGAGGAAAAGGUGUUGGAGAGAAUGGAAUAUCCGUCGGCAGUGAUCGACUAAGGUGGCUGCCUCCUUCUAUGUACCCAGAAUAUCAUAAAGUUUAUGAGAUGAUGGCUGACGGAGGGACGAAUUAUCCGCUAUAUCAGGCACUUUCAAAUUAUACUCUCGUCGAUCUUCAUCCAAACUCAAACUGUUCAUCUAAUGGGACGAAACUCGUCACCCUGUGUUCACCAAAUGGAGAACUUCGAUCGUUUGAAGUGUCUGUUGUCGCGAUUCUCAUCGGUUCUCGACCGGAUCUUUCAUUCUUGCAAGAAAGCGGUCUAGGACUGGGAAAAGAUCCAUCAAAGCCUAUAGACGGGCGAUCAAACCCCAUACUAGUUGACGAUUUCACUUACGAAGUUAAUCGAGCACCAGCUAAAGGCCUAUAUGCUCUUGGACCGCUUGCGGGAGAUAAUUUUGUUCGUUUUACUCAAGGCGGAGCAUUCGGCGUCCUAACACAUAUUCUUAACACGACUGGUAAUGUCACGCAUCGAGCUAAAAAGAAAUGAAGUGUCACAGCUGACGAGUGAUGUGUGGAAACGUCCUCGUCAUUCAAAUCCUAUCUUCAUCAAGCAUUACUUACUACCUGAUGCUGGUACCUCGGGGCACUAUUCACUUAUUUGCUCAAAGUGUGUAUAGUGCUAAAUAACGUAAUAUACUACCGUGACUCAAUUGUCAUCAAAUUUGUUGUUAUCCAAAUUGUAAAUACUAUUUGGAAUAUAAGCAUUUAUAUAACAAUAUCGCAUAUUAUAUAUACAUGUACAUAUAUAUAUAUAUCUUUUUUAAAUAUAUUAUUUUUGUUUUCCAUUACUUUUUACAUGAUUAUUAUUAUUAUUUUUGGAUCACGCGUUUUUUAUACGCAGGCUAUUUAUUUGAACAUAUAAGAUAUGUUUACAUAAUUGAGCAUAUUCGAGUUGAUGCUUUUUUCAUAUAUUUUUGGACUGAUCCAUCAGUGAGUAUUUUAUUCAGAUAUUGGAUACGAACUGGCAUUGUUGAAAAGUUUCAUUAAUAAUAUAGAUUAUAAAAUAUAUUUAUUAAUCUGUGAUAUUCUAGAAGACACGAUACUUAGCACUGCUUUGGAUUUCACAAAAUAAUUUAUGAAUCAACCAAUGACAUUAAACUAUAUUUAUUAAA